Messenger RNA from Aspergillus affinis, 828 nucleotides. RefSeq names its product putative L-cystine transporter. The transcript is spliced from 2 exons. Gene Ontology annotation, molecular function: L-cystine transmembrane transporter activity. NCBI's taxonomy places the organism in Eukaryota, Fungi, Ascomycota, Eurotiomycetes, Eurotiales, Aspergillaceae. Bases 1 to 828 code for a protein of 275 amino acids. Gene Ontology annotation, cellular component: vacuolar membrane; fungal-type vacuole. The record is from RefSeq and is a predicted model, not a curated record. Gene Ontology annotation, biological process: L-cystine transport.
AUGUCACCGGUCGCCGUCAUCUCCAGCACGGUGGGCUGGAUCUACGUGCUUCUCUGGUCCAUUUCCUUCUACCCGCAAGUCCUCACCAACCUGAAUCGUAAAUCGAGCUCCGGCCUAUCCAUAGACUUCACGCUACUCAAUGCUCUGGGUCUGACAGCCUACACCGUAUUCAAUGCCGUGCUCCUAUAUUCGCCCGUUGUUCGCGCCCAAUAUGCCAGUCGGUUACCGGGAAGCCCGACGCCCCCGGUGCAAUUCAAUGAUCUAGUCUACGCGGCGCAUGGGGCAGGAAUCUGCCUGAUCAUGUUUAGCCAGACGCAAUGGCCGCAAAUGUGGGGGUUUCGUGGAUCAAAGGCGGCUCUUAGCAUGGGUGCGAUAGGGGUGUUCUGGGCCUGCAUUGGUGUCAUCUUUGCUGGUGUUGGUAGCGUUCUGGUUGGGGUUUUCGAACGGUGGGAGUGGCUUGAUGUGGUGUACACGAUAGGAAAUAUAAAGCUCUUCCUCACGGUCGGGAAAUACGCACCCCAAGUGGUCCACAAUUACCGUCGCCAGUCAACUGAGGGAUUCAGCAUCUAUGCCAUUCUUUUCGAUUUCACGGGCGGCUUGCUCUCAGUGCUACAAUUGCUCUUGGAUAUUAGUGAGCAAGGGAGCUGGUCUCAGAUGAGCACAGGAAAUGGUGCGAAGUUCGCACUGGGAAAUGUUUCAAUGGUGUUUGAUAUCACGUUCAUGGUGCAGCAUUAUAUCCUGUAUCGGCAUCGGAGUAAGGGCAAGGCAAGGCGGGAUGAAAGAGUUCCGUCAGAGGAGGAUCCAUUGCUGGAAAAUCAGGAGACAUGA